This is a messenger RNA of Polypterus senegalus (gray bichir), 1153 nucleotides long. Its product is annotated as E3 ubiquitin/ISG15 ligase TRIM25-like. The record is from RefSeq and is a predicted model, not a curated record. Bases 54 to 776 code for a protein of 240 amino acids. Gene Ontology annotation, molecular function: zinc ion binding. Lineage: Eukaryota; Metazoa; Chordata; Cladistia; Polypteriformes; Polypteridae. The transcript is spliced from 2 exons.
ACUUCCUUGUUUGUCUGACUGAUUUUCUCUGCCUCCCUCUCCUCAGACUGACAAUGGCUGAAGCCCAGCUGUGUGGAUUACAGGACGAGUUCACCUGCUCGGUUUGUCAGGACACCCUGACUGACCCCGUCACCAUCCUCUGUGGUCAUAAUUUUUGUCUGAAGUGCCUCACGGACUGCUGGGAUCAGAGCCAAGAGUGCAGCUGUCCUCAGUGCAGACACACCUUCACCACAAGGCCUGAGCUGAACAGAAACACUCUGCUGAAUGAAGUCAUCAAGAAAUUAAAGAAGACGGCACUCAGUUCUCCUCCAUCUCAGAAUUAUGCCGGCCCUGGAGACGUGGAGUGCGACUUCUGUACUGGGAAGAAGUUAAGAGCAGAGAAGUCCUGUCUAACCUGCAUGGCCUCAUACUGUGAGGCUCACCUGCAGCCUCACUAUGAAGGAGACGCCCUGCAGCACCACAAGCUGGUUGAUUCUGAUAGAAAUCUGAAGGAGAAACUCUGUGAGAAACAUCAGAAGAGUCUGGAGAUGUUUUGUAAAACUGAUGAGAUGUGUAUCUGCUUGAUGUGUGUGGUGACUGAACAUGAUGGUCAUGAAAAGGUCACGCUGGAGACAGAAAGAGAAGAAAAAGAGAAACAGCUGGGGGCGACACUGAGUGACAUCAAGAGGAGACUUGAGGAGAGAGAGAAGACACUGAAGCAGGCGAGGAGGGCGAUGGAGGAGAUGAAGGUGAGUGGAAUAGGAAGACAACACUUCACAUCAAAGAGGGGAGAAUAAAUGAGAACUUGAAGAGCAGCAAAGCUUCACUGGUGAUGAUGAGUAGGGACACGAGAAGGGAGAGUUAGAGAAGACGUGUUGUGGUGUCCUUCAUGGCCUUUCACUGUUGACAGAAUCCCAGGUGUUACUCAGUGGAGAUUCAGACAGCAUCACCCUAAAGUCCUCUGAUAUUCCAUCAGCUGCUUAAAGGGGACUUAACUCUACUGACAGAAACUCACACUGAAGGUUGAUGCUGAUGUUCUGAAUUAGAUCAGCGGGCACAACGUUCAUUAAUGGUUAAUUUUUUGUUAAUUGUUUCAAGAAAGUAGCAUUGCAUGCAAUCAAGUUCAACAUAUACAUGAAAUGACUUUAAAAGUCAAACUCAAUAAUAAUAAUAA